Messenger RNA from Mugil cephalus (flathead mullet), 1966 nucleotides. RefSeq names its product endothelin receptor type B-like. Gene Ontology annotation, molecular function: endothelin receptor activity. The transcript is spliced from 8 exons. Bases 160 to 1533 code for a protein of 457 amino acids. The record is from RefSeq and is a predicted model, not a curated record. Gene Ontology annotation, biological process: G protein-coupled receptor signaling pathway; vasoconstriction; enteric nervous system development. Lineage: Eukaryota; Metazoa; Chordata; Actinopteri; Mugiliformes; Mugilidae. Gene Ontology annotation, cellular component: membrane.
GGGAGAACAACUGAACUCCAUCCGUUAGACCUCAUUAGCUUCGUCCUGACUGAGCAGAGCAGACUCUGCUUCUUCUUCUCAGACAAGAUACACAAACAGGAUCUCCACAAAGAAAGAAGAAAUUCCUUCAUUUUGUGAAGGUUCGUUGCUGUUUCCGGAAUGAGAUCCAGAAAAUCCAUGAUGCCUCUUAGGUUCACUCUGCUGCUGGUGGCGUUCAGUCUGACGAGUCUCGACCCGGUUGGUUGCCACAGUAACUCCACGUCGGACUCACCUCUGCCAAAUGCAAUGAAGUCCAGUCUGCCUGAUCUCCACGGCACCGCCUCGCCCACUCACAUCCAAGAAAACAAAGACCCUCGUCUUUCGCAGGUGACCGUGAAGGAGUCCUUCCCGUUGGUGAAGCUGCUGCCCUCAAGCAAGAAGAAUCACAAGCACGAACAAGCGUUUAGAUCCAACUCCUCUCUGCCGGUCAAAAUGCGCCCGAUGUCUCCACCCAAGUGCCUGAAGGACAUGACAAUAGAGACGACCUUCAAGUACAUCAACACGGUGCUGUCGUGCGUGAUCUUUGCCGUGGGGAUCAUCGGCAAUGCCACCCUGCUGAGGAUCAUCUGUCAGAAUAAAAGCAUGAGGAAUGGACCCAACGCCCUCAUAGCCAGCCUGGCCCUCGGGGACCUGAUAUACAUCGCGAUAGACAUACCGAUCAACGUCUACAAGCUCUUGGCCAUGCAGUGGCCCUUCGCCGACAGCCCCUUUGGUCUGUUCCUCUGCAAGCUGUUUCCAUUCCUGCAGAAAGCUUCAGUCGGCAUCACAGUCCUCAACCUGUGCGCCCUGAGUGUGGACAGGUACCGUGCGGUGGCGUCCUGGUCACGGGUGCAGGGCACCGGUGUUCCCACGGUGACGGCGGUGGAGAUUGUGGUGAUCUGGCUGCUGUCCAUAGCGCUCGCCGUGCCGGAGGCUGUCGGCUUCAACAUGGUCAGCUUCGACUACAAGAACAGAACCAUAACGACCUGCAUGCUUCAACCGACGACGCCCUUCAUGACCUUCUACCGGGAUGCUAAGGACUGGUGGCUGUUUGGCUUCUACUUCUGCGUCCCUCUGCUCUGCUCUGCUGUUUUCUACGGCCUCAUGACCUGUGAGAUGCUCAGACACGAGAAAGGAAGUCUGAGGAUCUCGCUGAGCGAACACCUCAAACAGCGUAGAGAAGUAGCUAAAGCCGUCUUCUGCCUGGUGUUGAUCUUCGCCCUCUGCUGGUUUCCUCUGCACCUGAGCCGCCUGCUGAAGUGGACCAUCUACAAGUCCUACGACGCCCACCGCUGUGAACUCUUAAACCUCCUGUUGUGUCUGGACUACGUCAGCAUCAACAUGGCGACCGUCAACUCCUGCAUCAAUCCCAUAAUCCUCUUCUUAGUCUCCAAGAAGUUCAAGAACUGCUUCAAGUCCUGUCUGUGUUGCUGGUAUUAUUCUGGUUCUCUCUCCAACAGUUUGCUUCCUCUCCAUCAUGGGACGAGUCUCCAGUACAAACACACUGAGCACUGAGACGCAAAGACACAUGAUGUAUAUAAAAUAUGUUCAUUAUAAUAUAAUAUAAUAUAAUAUAAUAUAAUAUAAUAUAAUAUGAUAUAAUAUAAUAUAAUAUAAUAUAAUAUAAUAUAAUAUAAUAUAAUAUAAUAUAAUAUAAUAUAAUAUAUGUGGUGACGACCUCAUGACCUCCAGGAUUCUUCGUGUUUUCCUCCAUCCAGCCGCUCUGGGAUGAACUGCCGCUGAGAGCGACCUCUAGUGGUCGGAUGAACAACAGCAGCAGCGACUUUGAGUCUUACUUUAUAUUAUUUAUUAUCUCACAUCCUGUAACAGUCGGAACGAGUUGUUUUAAAGAGACUGAAAUCACAUUUAUCUUUGAGUUUUCUUUGUUUUUGUGUUUUCGCUUAAGUUAAAUGUAAAUUAUACUUGUCAAUAAAACUUUAUCCACUAA